CGGCGGUGCCAUGGGGGACGAGGUGCAGCUCCCCUCGGGCAGCCCGGCCCUGCAGAAGCCGCCUUACACCUACGCGGCUCUCAUCGCCAUGGCCAUCCGGGCCAGCCCCGAGCAGCGCCUGCCGCUCAGCGGCAUCUACAGCUACGUCUCGGGCCGCUUUCCCUAUUACCGCCGCGGCCCUAAGGGCUGGCAGAACGGCAUCCGCCACAACCUCAGCAUCAACCCCUGCUUCCUCCGCCUGCCCCGCCGCUCCGGCGCCCCGCACCGCGGCGGCGAAUGGGCUCUGGAUCCUGCUUUCCAGGACGCGUUCCCGGGGGGCGAUCGCCGCCGCCGCCGCCGUUCGAUCCAACCUUCGCCGCCGCUCCCCUGCUGUCCGUGCGCUGCCCGCUCCGCUCUGCCCCGCGGCUGCCGCUGCUCCGAGCCACCCGCCUGGAGCCCGCCCUGCCGCUCCGGUGCCCGACAAGCGCUGCUCACCUGGAGCCCGUCCUGCUUCCCGGGCUGCCAACGAGGGCCGCCCGCCUGGAGCACGCCCUGCUGCCCGCCCUGCUGCCCGGAGUCCCCGCAAGCGCUGCCCGCCUGGAUCCCGGGGCCGAGCCCAGCGCUGCCCGCCGGUAGCUCGGCUUCGUCCCCGCUGCAGCCCGCCUGGCCGCUGUCCGGCGUCGCCUCUGCUGCUGUCCAAUGCCCUCCCGAGCCGGGCUCCCACCGCCCUCUGGCUGCCAGCAGGGCCCCGGUGCUGCCCUGAGGCUUCCAGGUUCCGUCCUGCCCAUUUUCGUGGUGAUGCGACUUAUAGAGGCCCCAUCCGUCAGAAGAUUGGUCUGGAAGAUCCUUGUUGGUUGAGCAGAGCCCCGUUGCGUUGCAGUGGCUGAGAUGUGCUGCCGUGUUUCACGGAGCUGUCUGUGAGAUAUCUGCACUACAGCCAUUUGUCAGUUCAGAUUUAUUGGUGUUUGAGCCUUAGGACCACCCUAAAGGGGGCUGCAGAGCUUUGGCAGGCUCACCUGUGUGUUGUCUUCUUGAA
This is a messenger RNA of Tympanuchus pallidicinctus (lesser prairie-chicken), 1015 nucleotides long. RefSeq names its product forkhead box protein E3-like. Gene Ontology annotation, biological process: regulation of transcription by RNA polymerase II; anatomical structure morphogenesis; cell differentiation. The transcript has a single exon. NCBI's taxonomy places the organism in Eukaryota, Metazoa, Chordata, Aves, Galliformes, Phasianidae. The record is from RefSeq and is a predicted model, not a curated record. The coding region runs from base 11 to 742 and encodes 243 amino acids. Gene Ontology annotation, molecular function: RNA polymerase II cis-regulatory region sequence-specific DNA binding; DNA-binding transcription factor activity, RNA polymerase II-specific.